This is a messenger RNA of Solanum dulcamara, 495 nucleotides long. RefSeq lists its product as uncharacterized. The record is from RefSeq and is a predicted model, not a curated record. The transcript has a single exon. The coding region runs from base 1 to 495 and encodes 164 amino acids. NCBI's taxonomy places the organism in Eukaryota, Viridiplantae, Streptophyta, Magnoliopsida, Solanales, Solanaceae.
AUGGUGAGACUAGAUACAGAGGAUCCUAACUUCAUGCAAUGGAAAAGGUGUGAUGAUAUGGUGACCUCUUGGAUUCUGAAUUCUCUCUCACCUGAUCUGAGAGAUAGCCUGCAAUAUGUCAACAAUGUCAAAGAGCUUUGGGAAGAAUUGGAGGAUAGGUAUGACCAAAUAAAUGGUUGCAAGUUGUAUCAGCUCCAACAGGAGAUAAAUGAUCUUGUGCAGGGUAACUUAGAUGUUACUGGAUAUUAUACAAAGAUGAAGAAGUUGUGGAAAGAAAUGAAUACAAUAGACAUCAACUCUCAAUGUACUUGUGUGCGCAUAAAUGGUGGAAAAAACAAGAUGCGCAAGGUUGAGCAAGAUAAAAGACUUAUACACUUCUUGAUAGGUUUGAAUGAGAUGUACACUGCUAUAAGAGGCAACAUCGUGAUGAUGAGUACAUUGCCCAACAUGGCACAGGCUUUUGCUAUAUUGUCACAAGAAGAAAAACAAAGAUAA